This is a messenger RNA of Aphanomyces invadans, 1036 nucleotides long. RefSeq lists its product as hypothetical. The record is from RefSeq and is a predicted model, not a curated record. The transcript has 2 exons. Gene Ontology annotation, cellular component: endosome. NCBI's taxonomy places the organism in Eukaryota, Oomycota, Saprolegniomycetes, Saprolegniales, Verrucalvaceae. Gene Ontology annotation, molecular function: GTP binding; GTPase activity. The coding region runs from base 47 to 943 and encodes 298 amino acids.
CGCCAGUGCCGCCGUCUUCCUGUGUCAAACGAAGAACGAGCAGCCCAUGUCGGACGAGAGCCACCCGCCGCUGUCGGGCACUGCCACAGACGCCAGCAGCACGUCGAGCAAGCCCGAGUCCGAGCAGGAGUAUAUUCUUAAGGUCGUCCUCAUCGGAGAUUCUGGCGUUGGCAAGUCCAACUUGGUCCAGCGCUUCACGAAGAACAAGUACAACGAAGCAAGCACACAAACGAUCGGGUUUGAGUUCACCGCCAAGACAAUUCGAGUGGGGGACCGUCGUAUCAAGGCCCAAAUAUGGGAUACCGCGGGACAAGAACGUUUCCAGUCCCUUACGGCUGCGUACUAUCGAAAUGCCGUUGGGGCGUUGGUGGUGUAUGACAUCACGGAUCGCCAUUCGUUCGAGCACGUGACCCACUGGCUGGCGCAGAUCCGAGAACAUGCGCAUGAGAACGUUGUGCUCAUCCUCGUAGGCAACAAAUGCGACCUCGCCCAUGUCCCCAACACCCGUCAAGUGUCAACUCUCGAAGCCGCGCGUUUUGCCGAGACGCACCACAUGGAGUUUGUAGAAGCGUCUGCGCUGGACUCGACAAAUGUCGUGGAAGCAUUCAAACGCAUCAUCGUGCCGGUGGGUCGACUUUUGACGCCUCCGUCCUCGUCGUCCACGGGCCAGACGCCGCGAUUGCCGCCUGGGUGGCGCCGCGUACUGUCCCGCACUCGACCAGGAGAGUACUCGUACGAGAACCAGUACACAAAGGAGCGACUGGCGUUCGCGCCCCAAGACCCAGCAAAGCCGUCGCAGUAUAGUUUCCAAGCUGGCCAUGGUAUCUACGGGAGUGUCGGCGCGACGGUGACCAAGGAAACUCUCGAGCGGCAGCAUCAAAAAGCGUUCCAGGCGCAAAACCCGGCGUCGGCCAACUGUUGUGGGCUCUGCACGAUCCUCUAACUUAUAAAGGCACCUUUUGCAAUCGCGAAACGGACCCCGUCGUAUAAAGUUGUUAAAUACGCCGACGGUGCAGCGAUGCUGCGGUCUUCUACA